AUGCUAUCCAGUGGACAGCUGGAAUUGAAGGAGAUCGGCUCAGCCCGUUCUCCACAUGUAGAAGAGAGAAAUGGUUCUCUUGACCCCGACUUGUCCGACGAUGUCAAGGCAGGCUUCACCGUGAACGAUCAGCGGGAUAUGCAGCGCAUGGGCAAGAAGCAGGAGUUACGGAGGAACUUUCGCAUGGCCAGCACCAUCGGUUUCACGACUUGCGUCAUGGGCACCUGGGAGAUCCUAUUGACCUCCAACACUCCCGGUCUGACAGCCGGCGGACGACCUGCUCUGUUCUGGUCCUUAGUAUGGGCCUACUGCGGGCAGCUCUUCAUCGUGCUCUCCAUGGCGGAGAUGUCUUCCAUGGCACCCACCGCGGGUGGACAGUACCAUUGGGUUUCGGAAUUCGCUCCUCGGGCCUACCAGAAAUUCCUCAGUUAUGCCUCCGGAUGGCUCUCAACGAUAUCCUGGCAGAGCAUCGUCGCCCUUGAUGCUUACCUGGCUGGAACGAUCGUGCAAGGCCUCAUCUCACUGAAUGACGACACGUACUUUCCAGCACGCUGGCAGGGAACGUUGCUUGUCUUUGCUGCCGCAAUCGGCAUGUCGUUGUUCAACAUCUUCGGUGCGAAGCAUCUGCCAUUGGCGGAAGGGAUCUUCGUUACCUGUCAUUUCUUUGCUUUUAUCCCAGUGAUCGUCACCCUGCUCGUCCUCGCCCCGAAGGCCAAGGCAGAAGAUGUCUUCACUGGGUUUACAGAUUAUGGGUCCGGAUGGCCAUCCGUCUCAUGGACGGUCAUGGUCGGCCAGGUAUCUUGCAUGUUUGUUGUGCUGGGGUCUGACUCUGUCGCACACAUGUCGGAAGAGAUUGAAAAUGCCAGCGUCAUCGUUCCCAAGUCGAUGAUCUGGGCGUUCCUCUUGAACAUCCCUUUCGCGUUUGGCCUGCUCGUCACAUACCUGUUCUGUAUGCCCGACGUGCAAAGUGCUCUCGACUCUCCCACGGGUUUCCCUUUUAUCUAUGUCUUCCGCCAGGCGAUUGAUAAUACCGCCGGUGCUACGAUACUUGUUGUGAUUGUCCUUGUCUUGAUUGUCAUGAUCACGAUUAGCUCGCUGGCAUCGGCUUCGCGUCAGACAUUUGCCUUUGCCCGCGAUAACGGCCUGCCGUUUUCAAACUGGCUAGGAGAGGUCCACCCACGACUACAUAUCCCGGUCAACUCUAUCAUUGUCACCUGUCUCUUCUCCAUGGCAAUGUCUCUCAUCAACAUCGGCUCAACCGUCGCCUUCAAUGCCAUGCUCUCUCUAUCGACCACCGCGCUGAUGGCGACCUAUCUCAUCUCUAUCGGUUGUAUUAUUGCUCGUCGCAUCUCCCGUGAUCCACCGCUUCCACCAUCCCGAUGGACGCUGGGACGUUUUGGUAUGCCCGUCAAUAUCCUGGCCAUGGUGUAUGCCAGCUGGUCUUUCUUCUGGAGUUUCUGGCCUAACGCGUACGAUGUCAAUGCUGAAAACUUCAACUGGGCGUCGGUGUUGUUCGUGGGGUUGAUGGGCAUCUCGACAAUUGUAUAUUGGACAUAUGCAAGGAAGUACUAUGAUGGGCCGGUGGUCAAGGUGGAGGGAAGGAAGUUCCAGUAG
Molecule: messenger RNA, 1614 nt
Organism: Aspergillus bombycis
Lineage: Eukaryota; Fungi; Ascomycota; Eurotiomycetes; Eurotiales; Aspergillaceae
Product: amino acid transporter
Exons: 9
Coding region: 1-1614 (537 amino acids)
Biological process (GO): transmembrane transport
Cellular component (GO): membrane
Molecular function (GO): transmembrane transporter activity
Source: RefSeq, a predicted model, not a curated record